Tinamus guttatus (white-throated tinamou) is the source of this 1027-nucleotide messenger RNA. NCBI's taxonomy places the organism in Eukaryota, Metazoa, Chordata, Aves, Tinamiformes, Tinamidae. The record is from RefSeq and is a predicted model, not a curated record.
AUGAGGUUUGACUACAACAAUUCAGAUUUGGAAUGGCUGCACUUCAUUAGACUGCAUUCUUCCUGUUUUGGAAGUGCAAUAGAAAAUUCCCGUGCUGAUACCCCUGUAGUCAGCUCUAGUGAAGCUGAGCAGUCAGAACCUGACUGUGAUAUUGGUGGGACACUUGAGGCUGACCCUCAGAGUGAGCCUUCCUCUUUUGUCAGUCCAGCAGAGAGCAUUGCAGGUCCGCAUAUAGAGAAUAUAUCAUCUUCACAUGGCAAGGGAAAGAAGACAAAAUCUGAGUUUGAGUCAAAAGUCUCAGCUGCUGAAAAGGGGGCAGAUGAACAAAAAUCUGCUUUGAAUGCUUCAGAGAACUUAAAAAGGGAGAAAGACUACAAAAAAACAGGAGAAAUAGACCCUACAUCUGUGAUGACCCCAAAGGACCCAGGAGACAUUCCAACAUUUGAUGAAUGGAAAAAGAAGGUUAUGGAAGUAGAGAAGGAGAAGAGUCAGUCAAUGCAUCCUUCUGCUAAUGGUGGGCAGCAUUCCACAAAAAAGGUCCAGAAAAAUAGAAAUAACUAUGCCUCUGUAGAAUGUGGUGCCAAAAUUCUGGCAGCUAAUCCAGAGGCAAAGAGCACUUCAGCUAUUUUGAUGGAAAACAUGGACCUUUAUAUGCUAAAUCCAUGCAGUACCAAAAUCUGGUUUGUUAUUGAGCUCUGUGAGCCAAUCCAAGUAAAGCAACUUGACAUUGCAAAUCAUGAGUUGUUCUCCUCCACUCCUAAAGACUUUCUGGUGUCCAUCAGUGACAGGUAUCCAACAAACAAAUGGAUUAAACUAGGUACUUUCCAUGCCAGAGAUGAGAGAAAUGUCCAAAGCUUUCCUCUAGAUGAACAGAUGUAUGCAAAAUAUGUGAAGAUGUUCAUCAAGUACAUAAAGGUGGAGUUGAUAUCACAUUUUGGAUCAGAACACUUUUGUCCUUUAAGUCUUAUAAGGUAAUAACUUAAGUGUUUUGCUUUGUAUUUCUGCCUCCUUGCACUGUGGACUAAUG